Messenger RNA from Cyclopterus lumpus (lumpfish), 1497 nucleotides. RefSeq lists its product as uncharacterized. The record is from RefSeq and is a predicted model, not a curated record. NCBI's taxonomy places the organism in Eukaryota, Metazoa, Chordata, Actinopteri, Perciformes, Cyclopteridae. Gene Ontology annotation, cellular component: nucleus. The transcript has 4 exons. Bases 52 to 849 code for a protein of 265 amino acids.
CCUGAGACGGAGAAGAAAGCCUUACAUUUCACCUUAAGGUUUUACCAAAUAAUGCCUCUACAACUUCUUGAAGGGAUGUCCAGCAGGAAGCGGAGACCGAACUGGACCGACCAGGAGUGUCUUCUUCUGGCUCAGUUAAUGGAUGAGAGGAAAGAUGUAAUCAGAGGGAAGUGCAGCACUGGUGUUUCCAUACAGGAAAAAAGACAAGCCUGGGAGGAAAUAGCCCAAUCCAUCAACACCGCCUUUCCACAUAUUCAGCGCACAGUUUCUGACUGUAACAAAAAGUGGGAAAAUCUGCUGGCAAAGUCAAAGGAGGAGAUCAAACGACAGAGAAGGCAAGGGCUCUCAGAAGGCCUGUCCGUUGUACAGUUGAGUACUGUGACUCAAGUGGUGAUGUCUGUGAUGAACCUCUCAGACAUCCUGGACAGAGAAGACGCUUCAAUCUCAGAGUUGGUGGAAGCUCAACAAAACAGCAGUGAUGAAGAUGGAAAUGAGCGCCGAGUAGAUGAAAGAUUCUCAAACCAACAUGCGCUGAGAGAGCUCGAGUUCCCCACGUAUCCAGACCCACCCGCUUCUCCAGUAGAACAAAAAAUGGCUGAUUUGACCGACGUCUCAAAGUCCCUGGCGGUGCACUUCAGCGCUCAUCACGCUGCCGGCUUCGCUGCUCCUGCAGAACACCUGGAUGCUCUCCGCUCUCCUCCUCCACCCGCCGUGCACUGCACGACUCUGCAAGAGCGGAUGGAUUUGGAAAUGUCGGUGCUAAGAAGACAAGAGGCAGUCCUCAAGCUGCAAGAGGAAUACUACACACUGAAAAUCCAGCUGAUGAAAAAGCAAAGGGAAGCACCUUGAAAGGACUGAAGUGGUCGUAGAGAUUCUGAAUAUAGUCUGAAUUAAAUCAAUAUUACUCAAGAAUAAAAUGUUCCCAGCUGUGUUUUUGAGAGGCCCGCUAAGCAUUGUUGCUUUCGGGCAGUUCCAUUCGGAUGCAAACCCACUAUUUGCUUGAGAAUAUUUCAGUUUACUUUCGGAGUGUUUGACCCUUGUUUCAGGGCCAUAUCGCUAAGACGCACACUAUAUAUCUAAAAUAUAACCAAGUGUGAGGAGAACAAAUGACACAAUAACAAAAGUUGACACGACCGUGUUUAUUUUAACCGCGGAAUUACAGCUGUAACAUUUUUUUAAUUCUCGAAAUCCAAGUUAUUCUUUGAAGGAAGUAUAAAUGGUUCAUCUUGCAGGGGAGUGCAACUCGCACGUAUAGUUUUACACUGUGAGAAAUGUAGUUUAUUUACUGAUUCAUGCCAUUUAGUCCUAAGUGCAAAUUUGGAAGCUGUAAAUGUUUGACAUACACCAAUAUACAUAUUUAUGAAAACUGAACUCGGUCAUGCCAAUGUAAGUAAAGCUACAAUAAUGUCCUGUCUAGACAAAUGUAGUAAUUUGUGCGUAAUAUUUCUCAUAAAUCCGUUUAUUUUGGAGUUGGCACCCAGAUGUAAGCAGUGGGGC